AUGGCGCCGGCCUUGGAAGACGAUGAAAUCGACAACAAUGAUUACUAUUCUUUACUUAAUGUCAGAAGAGAGGUAGUGCAUGUUUGGAUCCUGUUCGGAUGUGUUUGUGUGGAUGUUUUUGAGAAGUGUUUUCAUAGUUGGUUUGAUGAAUUUGUCAAAGUUUUCUGGAACAAAUUGAAGCGGCGUCCGGUUUUGCUAGCCAGCUAAGCUAGCUAGCUAAGUGAGUCAGUUGACCCUCGCUUAUCAUUGAUUUCGGACUUUUGGGUAAAAUGUGGCUGGCCUAACUUCUGUUAUAGAAUGUGCGGCUACCAAAGAGGAUGCGCCCUGGCACCAGAAGCCAAACAUCCCAGCUCUCCCCACUAGAACCAAAUCCAGUAGCUGGCAGGAAGUCACUGCUCACGAGAGGUUUUGUUCUGGGUAGCCGAGAUAAAGAGCCAGCUUUCCCAUGCAUGCAAGUUUGAGUCUGCCAAGCAAAGACUAGCUGCUUGGCUUGCCACAUGUCGUAGUUAGGCCUCAAGUGCAACAUGUAAUGUUAGGUGUCGUCACUGUCGAAACAUUUGGUGUAAAGAUGUAUAUGUCUACUUGCAAUGUCAAAGAAGCCAAGGCAACACGGCACUGAACUUAGUGACUUUGCAUAACUGUAAGUGGAAUCAUAUUAACUAACUUGUACUUUCUCACAAGUAAGUUGAAGUUCUCACGUUUUCUUCUGUUCAUCCAUUAGGCGACACAGGAGGAGCUGAAGGGAUCAUACAGGCGACUGUGCAUGCUCUACCACCCAGACAAGCACAGAGACCCUGAAUUAAAGAGGCAGGCGGAACAACUCUUUAACCUAGUGCAUCAAGCUUAUAAGGGUAAGAUUAAUCUUAAACUGUGACUUCAUGUCAUUUACGAUUAUGGUUUUGCUCUGUUUCAGCUGAACAUUUAGCUCAACUUGCCUAUUAUUGUCUCUGCUCAGGAUUGUAUACAUGUGUAGCGUUCAUUGAAACUGAUCAGUUACAUGUUUCUCCCUGUAGUCCUCAGUGACCCACAGUUACGAGCCAUCUAUGACAUCUAUGGCAAGAGAGGGCUGGAUGUUGAAGGAUGGGAGGUUAGUCCAGCAGUUUCUCUUAGGCUUGCAUUUAUAACAUACAUAGGCUACUGUGGCAGGAAGAAGUACUAUAUAUUUUCUUUGUCAAGCUAAUAAGUGUCGCUGAUCAUCAGGCAGCAAUGGCUCAAAUGGUAUACUGAUUCCAGGUGGUGGAGAGAAAAAGAACACCAGUAGAGAUCCGAGAGGAGUUUGAGCGUUUGCAGAGAGAGAGGGAGGAGAGACGGCUACAGCAGAGGACCAAUCCCAAGGUUUGUGUGUGUUGCUAAUGUAUUAAUGACUACAGGACUGAAACCCUGCUGUAGUAUGAUCAUUUAUUGAUAUGACUGUGUCUCAUUCAGGGGAUGAUCAGUGUGGGUGUAGAUGCCACAGACCUCUUUGAUCGCUAUGAGGAGGAUUACGAUGAUUUGCCUGGAGGGGGCUUCUCACAUGUUGAGAUCAACAAGAUGCACAUAUCACAAUCCAUAGAGGUAAUAGAAAAGCUUGAAAUGUGUUUCAAAAUGGGGCAAUGUCACAGUGGGUAAAAGUAUGGCUUAUGGACCAUCACAUUGGAUAAUCAGGAGUAUUGUUAUUUGUUACCUACUGCAGGCCCCCCUCACCACCACAGACACAGCUGUUCUCUCUGGCUCCCUAUCAACCCACAACGGAAACGGAGGAGGAAACAUUAACCUGGCACUACGAAGAGUCACUUCUGCUAAGGGAUGGGGGGAGGUCAGGAACCACUCAAUCAUUUACAAUUUCUACCUACAUAUCACUCACACACACACACACACUGUAGGCUAGUGCUUUCAAAUGCUCACACAUAUACACUACAUAAAACAAACAAUUAUCACAUUUGUGUUCUAUUUUACACUGAGUAGUCCAAUGUGAGAGGUUAUAUAUUUGCGUACCUACCCAGGUAGAGUUUGGGGCAGGAGACACACACGGGCCCCUCUUAGGAAUGAAGAUAUUCCGCAACCUCACCGCUCGCUGGUAA
Coregonus sp. 'balchen' is the source of this 2060-nucleotide messenger RNA. The record is from the annotation of a GenBank genome assembly. Lineage: Eukaryota; Metazoa; Chordata; Actinopteri; Salmoniformes; Salmonidae.